GAUAAAUUGGUACGACGCCGAAAUUAGGGUUUUGAGUACCAUUUUUAUUGUACCCUUUCACCUUUACUCUCGCCUUCUGCAUCGCUUCAACCCUAGCAAGGUAAAAUCGAAGAAGGCGACUGCAGAUAUGGUUGAGAAAACGAAGGGGAGGAAGGAAGAGGUGGUAUCAAGAGAGUACACCAUCAAUCUACACAAGCGUUUGCAUGGCUGCACCUUCAAGAAGAAGGCUCCUAAGGCCAUCAAGGAGAUAAGGAAGUUUGCAGAGAAAGCAAUGGGAACGAAGGACGUCAGGGUGGACGUGAAACUGAACAAGCAUAUCUGGAGCAGAGGAAUUCGAAGUGUUCCAAGGAGAAUUAGAGUUCGUAUUGCACGCAAGAGGAACGACGAUGAAGAUGCAAAGGAAGAACUGUAUUCGCUUGUUACCGUUUCAGAAAUCCCAGCAGAAGGUUUGAAAGGAUUGGGCACUAAGGUCAUCGAUGAAGAAGAUUGAUCUCACAUUCCCAUUUGCCUUUUUAUCAGUUAUUUCCAACUUUUGGCAACAUUUUUGGUGAAAGACUUGUUUAAAUCAGAGUUCUUCAUUGUCCCACCCUUCGGUACAUUUCUUUAUUUUACUUCGAAUCCUAGCGGAAUCAGCUUUUCUUUU
Cucurbita maxima (winter squash) is the source of this 643-nucleotide messenger RNA. RefSeq names its product 60S ribosomal protein L31-like. NCBI's taxonomy places the organism in Eukaryota, Viridiplantae, Streptophyta, Magnoliopsida, Cucurbitales, Cucurbitaceae. Bases 128 to 490 code for a protein of 120 amino acids. Gene Ontology annotation, cellular component: cytosolic large ribosomal subunit; ribosome. The record is from RefSeq and is a predicted model, not a curated record. Gene Ontology annotation, molecular function: structural constituent of ribosome. Gene Ontology annotation, biological process: cytoplasmic translation. The transcript is spliced from 3 exons.